Gambusia affinis (western mosquitofish) is the source of this 1064-nucleotide messenger RNA. RefSeq lists its product as uncharacterized. Bases 363 to 1064 code for a protein of 233 amino acids. Lineage: Eukaryota; Metazoa; Chordata; Actinopteri; Cyprinodontiformes; Poeciliidae. Gene Ontology annotation, cellular component: membrane. The record is from RefSeq and is a predicted model, not a curated record. The transcript has 5 exons.
CAGUCAGGCUGGUUCAAGGGACCAACCGGUGCUCAGGCAGACUGGAGGUGAAGACCAACCAGUCGUGGUCCUCAGUGUGUGAAAAAGACUUUGACCUGCAGGAUGCAGAGGUGGUCUGCAGGGAGAUUGACUGUGGGCCUCCUUCAGUCCUCCAGGGGGCGCUCUAUGGAGAAGCAGAGGCUCCACUGGGGAGCAGAGAGUUCCUGUGUGAAGGCAGUGAGUCUGCUCUGCUGAAGUGCAGCAGCAGGAAGAGUUCAGGUAGAAACAGCUGCUCACCUGGUCAAGCUGUUGGACUCACCUGUUCAGGUCAAGACAACAUCAGGUUGGUGGGAGAGGCCAGCCGAUGUGCUGGGAGACUGGAGAUGAAACAUGAAGAAGAGUGGAGACCAGUGGAUGUUUUGGAUCAUAACUGGAACAUGAACUCAGUUGCUGCAGUUUGUGCUGCACUGGACUGUGGUUCUGCUGUUUCAGCAAGAAAUUCAAAGGAAGAUUCAGAGAGACCAGUUUGGUUGAUCAUUUCUGACUGUUUCCAGUCAGGAUCUGCAUUAAAGAACUGUUUACCUUAUGAUACAAACAGUGAUCAGAGCCAUGAGUUCAUCUGCUCAGGUCUGCUGGUUGAGCCGCUCAUCUUCCUCUCUUCCUCCACUGACGGGGUUUCCACAGGCAGAAAGCAGGGGUCUGAGCUCCUCAUUGGAUCCAGUUUCAGCAUCAUGUGCUCCAUCAGACCUCAGUAUGAAGGCGGCUCCUUCCAGCUCAUCUUCAGCACCUCUAACUACACUCAGAACCACACCCUGCCAGCUGUUAAUCACGCCGCCCUCUUCCUGUUCUCUGCUGCUGGCCACGCCCACCAAGGAACCUACCGCUGCGUUUACCACGUCUACGUUUUCUCCUAUAACUUCUCCUCUAUGAGCCAGCCUCUCAACCUCACUGUCUCAGUUUCAGCCUAUCUCACUGCUUUGAUCAUCAGACUGGUUGUCGUCCUGCUGGGUUUGCUGGGAUCAGUCCUGGUCCUCUACUUUAAGGCCAGGAGAAACCAGAAGUCUGGACCAGAGAACAACCAGUAA